CAACCAUGACAUGUUAUCGUGACGUGUGAUAUCCCAACUUGUUUUUUGAAAACGUCCGCAAAACGAAUAGCUUAUAAUAAUUUUAUCAUUAGAUUCGAUAAGGUAAUUUAUCGUGACCGCAUGACCACGUAGCUGAAAGGUACCAAAAUGCUUCGUCUGUUAAUAGUAGCUGGGUUUUUACAAUGUACAAUUUCGCAACAGUAUCAGCAGAAAGUUGCGCCCGGGGUACCCCCGCAGAAUUACCAGAACUAUCAACAGCCACCCCCUCCUCAACCGAUGCAGCAACAGCCACCCCCGCCACAACAGCAACAAUAUCAACAGCCGCCACCACAACAACAGUACCAGCAGCCUCCCCAGCAGCAGUAUCAACAGCAGGUGCCCGUGCAACAGAUGCCGGUGCAGAAUUCCCAUGGACAUGGACACGGUGGUCAUGAUCCACAACUUCUGAACGCGGCGAACAUCGCCCAGGAGAGAGAACAUAUUCAAGAGCACAUGGAAGUACCAAUCGACACAUCGAAGAUGACCGAACAGGAAUUACAGUUUCAUUAUUUCAAAAUGCACGACGCUGAUAAUAAUAACAAAUUAGACGGAUGUGAGCUGAUUAAGAGUUUAAUACAUUGGCACGAGCAAGGUCAUAAUCAAAAUCAGCAACAACAGCAACAGCAGCAGGGCUCCCCGCCAGUAGGGGAGAAAAUAUUCAAAGAUGAUGAGUUAAUAAACUUAAUAGAUCCAAUAUUAAAUAUGGACGAUCACAAUCGUGACGGUUUCAUAGAUUAUCCGGAAUUCAUUAGAGCGCAACAGAAGAAUCAGAAUAAGGAGAAUAAUUGAUUUACCGCGUUUUUUUUUUAAGUUGGAUUUUUUUUUGGUGUAUGGCAACAUUGAUUUUUUUUUUUUU
Vanessa tameamea is the source of this 895-nucleotide messenger RNA. RefSeq names its product multiple coagulation factor deficiency protein 2 homolog. Gene Ontology annotation, molecular function: calcium ion binding. The coding region runs from base 148 to 828 and encodes 226 amino acids. The transcript is spliced from 7 exons. The record is from RefSeq and is a predicted model, not a curated record. Lineage: Eukaryota; Metazoa; Arthropoda; Insecta; Lepidoptera; Nymphalidae.